AUAGGAUUUGUCGGGCAGCAGUGACAACUGACAACGGGCCUCCUUCACUCCCCUUGCUUGUACUCGGCAAAGUCAUUUACCAGUGAACUCGUUCUGGAUUAAACCUCCCGCUUCUUCUACUCAUUCCAAUUACAAUUUCAUAUUUUCUCUCUCCUCAUUAUCAUCUUCGCAAUCCCCUUCUCUUUGAUCCUCUUGCUUCUGUAAUUAGGGUUUCUAUUCACUUUGCUCCUCUCACACUUAGGCAUGGAGACUCUAUCGCGCUGCUAUUAGUGGUUACUAUAUCGUUAUGGGGCUAAUUAGUCUAAUUUGUACAGUAGCUGAUCGUUAUUGUGCUGCAUUUCAGGGUACAUUUAUAUGUUUUGCCUUUUAAUCUGCAUAAAUUAAUUGUGCAAAGACCUUUAUGCUGUUUUCUUGCUCUGAAAUUAUUCCUGAUUUUGUUACACCCCAAUUUAAUAAUAAUUGAUAUUCAUAUUUUCUAGAAACAUGGACAAAUUGUUAUCUUAUACUAAUACGGUAUACACAGUUUGUUUUGGCAUUUAGCAAGUGCCUAGAAUGAUAUUCAUUCAGCAAUAUGGAAACUUUAAAGGUUUUGUUGGGAUUAAAAUCCGCAAUUUUGAUUUUUAUCCUACUCUUACUUGCUUUAUGCAAUUGUAUUGUUUUUUUUUCCAUUUGCCUGUUACGAAAAUUGCUGUGUGGAUAUCGAUUGCUGAUUUACUGAUUUCAUUCUCUGUUGUGGAUACUCUCUACCUUAUCCCUAGUUAUUUUCCCCUGAUUUUCAAUGAUAAGAAUUCUAUUGUUGGUACAUUAGUCUAUUUUGUACAGUAGUUGAUCAUUAUUCUGCUGCAUUUCAGGCUACAUUUGAUGUGUUUCAGCCUCUUAAUUGUGCAAAGACCUUUAUGCUGUUUUCUUGCUCUGAAAUUAUUCCUGAUUUUGCUACACCACAAUUUAAUCAUUUUUAAUACUGAUAAUUUCGAGAAAAAUGGACAAAUCUUUAUCUUAUACUAACACGGUAUACACAGUUUGUUUCGGCAUUUAGCAAGUGCCUAGAAUGGGGCUCAUAUAAUGUCAGGACCUGCACUGUUGACAAUGAACGCUGUUGCUCAAUUGAGUCGAAGGGUUUUGCAUCCUGCCCCGUUCUUGCAUUUCCUGUCUCGAGCAUUUUGUAAUUGUAGUUUAGAUGGUGAUGGUGAUGGUGUUAAUGCUACGAAUGAUUUUGGCCCUAUUGAAAAAUUGAUUAGGGAGUUUUGGAAAAGUUCUAAAGUUGAUGCUUGUAAAGAGGAUGAUGACGACAGUCGAAUUCAGGGUAGUUUUGAUCUUGAGCUGAAUUUUUUGGACAUUGCACAGAAAAAUGCAGAUAGGGUGUUUGAUGUGUUAAGGCAAGAUGGUCCUGGGUAUAAUAUGAAGUUGGCAUUGGAUGAAUUGAAUGUAAGGGUUUCUGGCCUUCUUGUUAGGCUAGUUCUUUCAAAAAUUUUGAAGAUUAUAAGUUAUGAAAAUAAAACUUUGUGUGCCAAAUUGGCUUAUAAGUUUUUUGUAUGGUCUAGUGAGGAGGAAUACUACAAACAUACAUUGAACGCGUACCAUUUGUUGAUGAAGAUUUUUGCGGCUGCUGAGGAGUUUAAAGCAAUGUGGCGAUUAGUUGAUGAGAUGACUGAGAAGGGCUAUCCAGUAACUGCACGAACAUUCAAUAUUUUGAUUUGUAGUUGUCAUGAGUUAGGGUUGCAAAGAACAAUUGUUGAAAGGUUUAUCAAAUCAAAGACGUUUAACUACCGCCCUUUCAAAAGUUCCUAUAAUGCAAUUUUCGUUUGCCUUCUUAGAAUAAAUCAGCACAAGUUGAUUGAGUGGGUGUAUCAGCAAAUGGUAGCUGAUGGCCAUUUGCCAGACACUCUAACUUAUAAUACACUCAUCUGUGCACAAUAUAGGCUAGGUAAGAUGGAUCAUGUUCAUCGGUUGCUAGAUCAAAUGGGUAGGAAUGGACAUUAUCCCGAUAUUCAUACUUUUAACCUCCUUCUUCAUGUCCUUGGGAAAGGAGAUAAGCCAUAUGCUGCGCUCAAUCUUUUGAAUCAUAUGAGGGAAGUUGGAAUUCAUCCCAAUUCUCUCCACUUCACCACAUUGAUCGAUGGUUUGAGUCGUGCAGGUAAUAUGGAUGCUUGCAAGUACUUCUUUGAAGAAAUGAACAAGAAUGGUUUCAAGCCCGAUGUUGUCAGUUACACUGUUUUGAUUAGUGGAUACAUUGCAGCAGGCGAGCUUGAGAAGGCGCAGCAGCUGUUCAAUGGUAUGAUUGAGGAGGGACAACUGCCUAAUGUUUUUACAUACAACUCUAUCAUUCGGGGACUUUGUAUGGCCGGGAAGUUUGAUGAGGCGUGCUCUAUGCUAAAGGAAAUGGAAAAAAGAGGUUGUAGCCCAAAUUUUCUUGUGUACAAUACCUUAAUUAAUAAAUUGCGAAACAAUGGUAAACUUUCAAAAGCCCAUGAAAUAAUCAACGAUAUGAUCAAGAAAGGGCAAUAUGUCCAUCGCAUCUCAAGAUUUAGGAAAUAUAGAAAAUACUGAGUUGCGGGUUUGUGACAUUGUAACUGUUACUUGAGGUAUUAAUUGAUUUUUACACAUACACCGCUUUCUUGCUUCUAGUGCUCGAUAUAUGUUGAGCGCAAAUGUGAUACAAAUGUGGUUGUAUCAAAUGAAGAUACCAAAGGAGCCCACACAAGGCUGCAUAGGCUGCAUACAGACCACACAGAACAGGUCGUGGUUUCAGAACAACACAACAGCAAAACUAGCGAACAGGCCACCAUGCACGACACGUGGAGACCAAACCUGUGCAUCCAGGACUUGGGCUACAGUGGAAAUGGAAUCUUGGUACUUUGAUCUAGCCAUCAAGGGCCUAGGACGAUGCUAACAAUCCACGUGGAGUCCUAGAAGCUGAGCUGAAGGAGGGCCGCUCGAUAGUUUCCAGAUCAGAAUCUGUCUAAGAGUUUUUUGUUUUCUGUUUUCUGUUUUAAGUGUUUUGUAAUAGCACGUGUCUUUUUAAUGAGGCGUGUACUAAUAUAGCCGUUAUGUUAGUUGAGAGCUCUAUAUAAAGAGAGCCUCACCUGUGUAAUAAACAACUUAUGUUCAACAACUUAUGUUUCAGAUUUAAUCAAAGUAAUAUAAAGGUAUUUUGGAAA
Messenger RNA from Amaranthus tricolor (Joseph's coat), 3158 nucleotides. RefSeq names its product pentatricopeptide repeat-containing protein At1g55630-like. Gene Ontology annotation, cellular component: nuclear envelope; cytosol. Gene Ontology annotation, biological process: protein import into nucleus. The coding region runs from base 1063 to 2547 and encodes 494 amino acids. Gene Ontology annotation, molecular function: protein binding. The record is from RefSeq and is a predicted model, not a curated record. NCBI's taxonomy places the organism in Eukaryota, Viridiplantae, Streptophyta, Magnoliopsida, Caryophyllales, Amaranthaceae. The transcript has 2 exons.